Messenger RNA from Sporisorium graminicola, 483 nucleotides. RefSeq lists its product as uncharacterized. Gene Ontology annotation, molecular function: iron ion binding; 4 iron, 4 sulfur cluster binding; 2 iron, 2 sulfur cluster binding. The record is from RefSeq and is a predicted model, not a curated record. Gene Ontology annotation, biological process: iron-sulfur cluster assembly. The transcript has a single exon. The coding region runs from base 1 to 483 and encodes 160 amino acids. Lineage: Eukaryota; Fungi; Basidiomycota; Ustilaginomycetes; Ustilaginales; Ustilaginaceae. Gene Ontology annotation, cellular component: mitochondrion.
AUGCCAAAUCCGGGUCAAACACUUCGGCUCUCACCGCUCGUGCAAACUUCUUCAGUGUUUGCAUCACAAGCAAGACUUGCUACGACACUGUUGCGCAAACCCGAUGAACCAGAGGAACCCGAAGUGUAUCGCGACGGCGAACCCACCAUUAUCGCCACCGACCGUGCCAUCGCUCAGCUUCAAAAAGUGGCAGAGCGAGAGAACAAUCCGUCUCUAGCACUUCGAGUCGCCGUCGAACCGGGAGGAUGCCAUGGCUAUCAGUACAAGAUGGAGAUCACCGAAGAGGUUGAAGAGGACGACUUCCAAUUCGAGGUACACCCUGGUGUCUCCAUUUUGGUCGACAGCAUCAGUCUAGCCCUUGUGCGAGGCAGCACUAUCGACUAUGUCACCGAGCUCAUCGGCUCUCAAUUUGCAAUCAAGGAUAAUCCGCAGGCUAAGGGCGCAGGAUGCGGCUGCGGUGUCAGUUGGGAACCUGUCAUUUGA